Molecule: messenger RNA, 2796 nt
Organism: Magallana angulata
Lineage: Eukaryota; Metazoa; Mollusca; Bivalvia; Ostreida; Ostreidae
Product: solute carrier family 23 member 1-like
Exons: 12
Coding region: 1-1428 (475 amino acids)
Biological process (GO): transmembrane transport
Cellular component (GO): membrane
Molecular function (GO): transmembrane transporter activity
Source: RefSeq, a predicted model, not a curated record
AUGGUGGUCACGGCUGAACAAAAGCUUCCGAUCAUACAGGGUGCAACAGCUGCCUUCCUUAUACCUGGUAUUGCAUUAAUGUCCCAACCAGAAUGGCGAUGCCCUUUUAAUGAAGAAACAAGCGGCAAUGACACCAUAAACUUACCGGAAGUUGGAAGCCAGCAACACAGGUUGCUUUGGACAAGGCGACUCUCUGUGGUGUCCGGAUCACUAAUGGUGGCUUCCGUUUUCCAAAUGUUUCUGGGUGUGACAGGAUUGGUUGGAUUUUUACUAAGAUUCAUUGGUCCGAUCACAAUCAGUGUUGUGACGUCAUCCAUAUCGCUCUCUCUUUUCCCCAUUAUAACGUCAUAUGCACAAAAGCAGUGGUAUAUAGCUUUUGCAACCAUUGCCUUUGUGGUUACUUUCUCACAAUAUCUCAAGAGAUGGAAAAUCUGCGAACUGUUUCCGAUAUUGUUAUCGGUUGGUUUAAGUUGGCUCCUCUGCUUCGUGUUGACUGUAACUGGAGUAUUCACAGAUGAUCCAAACGGCUGGGGAUACGGCGCUAGAACCGAUAUCAAGACAGAUGUAUUAACGAAAACCAGCUGGUUUAGAUUCCCACACCCAGGUCAGUUUGGAUGGCCCUCCGUGAGCAUUGCUGGAACCUGUGGUAUGCUAGCUGGUGUUAUAGCAUCAGUAAUGGAAUCAAUCGGUGAUUACUACGCAUGUGCAUUGCAAUCUGAUGCAGGGAAGCCUCCAUCACAUGCAAUAAACAGGGGCAUUGCUGUUGAGGGACUGGGGUGUUUAUUGUGUGGACUUUGGGGAGAAGGCAUCGGAACGACAUCAUACAGUGAAAAUAUUGGAGCUAUUAGUAUUACGCGGGUUGCAAGUAGAACCGUCAGCUUGGUAGCUGGGUGCAUUUUUAUGAUAAUGGGAUGCAUUGGGAAAGUUGCAGCUCUAUUUGUAACUAUUCCUGAACCUGUGCUUGGAGGUUUAUUCCACGUGACUUUAGGCAUGGUGCUAUCUGUUGGUCUUUCUAAUCUCCAGUUUGUUGACAUGUCAUCGCCAAGAAACAUUUUUGUAGUUGGAACUUCUAUUUCCAUUGGGCAAACGCUGCCCAACUGGCUAAACGCUAACAUCUCAAGCAUAAAUACAGGAAUUACACUGUUGGACCAGAUCAUCAAUGUUUUACUGGGCACCCACAUGUUUGUUGCUGGGAUGGCGGCCUGCUUUCUGGAUAACACAGAGUCCGGCACACGAGAAGAGAGAGGAUUUACUCGUUGGAAGAAAAGCACGGACAUUCUAAAAGAAAAUACAGACUCUAAUGUGUAUGGUUUCCCUUUCUUCCAAAGUUUUUUCAACAGACUGUCUUGGACCUCAUACAUUCCGGUGUGUCCUGCCUUUCAAUCAAAGAAAAAACGGGAAAACGCGACCCAGCAGACACAUUUUUAGUUUUCUUUAAAAUGUUCUCAUUUUUAAGAGGCACAAAGCUAUUUUAAUCCUUUUUCAACUUAAAGUAGUGUUGUAAUAGUAAUUAAAAUAGAAUAAUUGGGAACCUGCCCGUGUUCCUGCUAAAUACCAUUCACUGUGGUUCAAUUUUUAUUCACCUCGUUAGUAUAUAUCUUAAGUAAAUAUUCUUUUACGUUGAUCAAACAAGUGAACUAUUGUUUUUCUCAUACAUACAUCUUUUUGGCGACUUUUACACCCAACGAACUUUUAUAGAACAGGCAGGGCACAUAAACAAUAAACCUUCUUUAAAAAAUAUCUCUACAUUUAACACAACUCUUUUGCAUCAGAAAGGCAACACAAUCAGUAUGUUUUGUAUCCAAAGUACUAGCUAGUAAUAAAUUAUCCUACAUAAGGCAAAAAUUCUCACAUGAUAAAGAAGAUGGGAUAUAUUCCAUGAUUAUCCCCUGAUUAUCCUAAUAUAUCACAGAAUUUUUUUCUUAAGAUUUUUCACAAUAUUUUUUCCUUUUGUAUAUCAAAGAGGUUCGCUCCUUAGAUUUUCGGUAGCCAUUUUGCGUCACUCUAGUCUGACAAUUCUGCAUCACAUAUUUAUUUUAGUAGUAUAUUUAUAUUUUACAAUGCCAAAUGAACUUUAUUGAAUAGAAUUGUUUUAAAAAAAUUACACUUUGUUUUGUGGCGGAAAGCUUUCUUGAAAUAAGGAAAUGAACAAUUUUCAUAGCUUACUAGUUUUAGAGUACUGUUACUUUAGCUUUCUAAUUUUCAGCGCAGACCAAACUUUUUGAAAGUUUGUGUAUUACGAUAUUUUCAUGAUGUUCUGAAAUAUAUAUUUAAACAAUAUUUUGAUAUUUUUAUCGAUAUAUUUUGCCAUAUUUAGCUAAUAUUUCAUAGAAGUUAAGAAAAAAUUAACUCAAAUUUAGGCCUAAAAUUAGCUUAUUUCAUGCUAUAUCUCAAUUUUGUUAGAUAUGACCCGUACUUGUAAAUGAGAAAUUAAAUGUAUGUCUAUUUGUACAUGUUUGCAAAGUUUUGGAAAGAUGACAUUACAAUAUUUUUUUGUAUUUACGUUAUAAUGGGAUUACUCAAACAUCCAACAUCUGUGGUUGUGUUUAUUAUGUACUGGCCUUUGAAGCAACCAGUAAAGCAAAAACUUUUAAACGUUGACCUAGAUUUUACUUUUAUAGUCACUACAUGUGUUCAACUUUAUACUAUAUUAAAAUCAUUGCUAAAUAAUAGUUCAAACUAUAUAUUUGUCUGAUUUCUUAAAAUUAUCAAUUUCCAUAUGAAAUUUUAGCAAAUAUUUUAGGAAAAUUAUAAUUUCUGAUUUCAGCCCUAUAUUUCCAAAAAAUGGCAUAUGAC